GUAGCGAAUACGUGAACGCUUUUCAUUUCAGAUUCAAGUAUACAGAAACACAAACAUUUUGUGAGAAUUGUCAAGAGCGAAGGAGGCGUAAUAAAAUAGCGAAAAAUCCUUUAAGGAAACAAUAAAAAUGUUAAGGGAUAAUCUCAUCAUGAUAGACCAAGCGGGAAGUGUUAAUCCGCCACACGCCGACUUCACCGACACUGUAAAGCACGUGGAUGCUGGUGAGCAAAUUGAGAUGCAGGAUGUCGUUGGAGCACCGAACAAUAACAAUAACAAGUACAACAAUAAUAAUGGGCAUAGAGGCCGCAGCGUUAAUGGCGACAGUGGGGCUGGUGCUAGUACUGGCGUAAAUGGUGCUGACAGCCGCCUGGCUAUCACCGAUAUUUCCAGCACACCACCACACACCACAUCGACGCGUAAUAGCUCGGAACGUAGUCUGCCACUGCGUAGCUAUAGCAAAUGGUCGCCCACCGAGCAGGGUGCUACAUUGGUUUGGCGGGAUUUGUGCGUCUAUACGACGGGUGAUCCGAAUGAUGCAAGUGGUGGUGGUGGCUUGCACAAAAUGAAGCGCAUCAUUAACAAUUCGACAGGUGCGGUGCAGCCGGGCAAUCUGAUGGCUUUAAUGGGCUCCAGUGGCUCAGGCAAAACCACACUGAUGUCUACACUCGCUUUCCGUCAACCAGCCGGUACCAUUGUUCAGGGCGAUAUUUUAAUAAACGGCCGUCGCAUUGGUCCAUUUAUGCAUCGCAUUAGCGGAUACGUAUAUCAAGAUGAUUUAUUCAUCGACACAUUAACAGUGCUGGAGCACUUGACAUUCAUGGCACAUCUCCGCUUGGAUCGACGAGUAAGUCGUAGCGAACGUAAGGCAAUCAUAAGUGACCUCUUGGAACGCACCGGUCUAAUGUCGGCGGCGCAUACCCGCAUCGGUUCGGGAGAUGAUAAGAAGAUGUUGUCGGGUGGUGAACGUAAGCGACUCGCUUUUGCCGUCGAGUUGCUAAAUGAUCCGGUCAUCUUGUUUUGCGAUGAACCCACCACCGGUUUGGACUCGUUUAGCGCUCAACAACUAGUACAGACUCUUUACGAUUUGGCUAAGAAGGGUACUACCAUACUGUGUACCAUACAUCAGCCUUCCAGUCAGCUCUUCGAUAUGUUCAACAAUGUUUUACUGCUGGCCGAUGGACGCGUCGCUUUCACUGGUUCACCGCAAAAUGCGCUUAACUUUUUCGCCGAGAAUGGCUAUCACUGCCCGGAGGCUUAUAAUCCGGCUGAUUUUUUGAUUGGUGUGUUAGCCACAGAUCCUGGCUACGAGCAAGCUUCACAGCGUUCGGCGCAAUAUUUGUGUGACAUGUUUGCUGUUAGUGGUGCGGCUAAACAGCGCGACAUGUUGGUCAAUCUGGAGAUUCAUAUGGCGCAGACGGGUGAUUAUCCCUUCGAUACAGAAGUAGAUUCCUUUCAAUCGGCUGCAUGGUACAAGAAAUUCCAUGUCAUUUGGUAUCGUGCCUCGCUUUCAAUGUUACGAGAUCCGACUAUUCAGCGUAUGCGUUUCUUCCAGAAAAUGGCUAUGGCUAUCAUAAUUGGCGCUUGUUUUGCCGGCACUACAACGGUCUCGCAGCUUGGAGUGCAGGCGGUGCAGGGUGCGCUUUUUGUAAUGAUUUCAGAAAACACCUAUCACCCGAUGUACUCGGUUUUGAAUGUAUUUCCACAAGGAUUCCCGCUAUUCUUACGUGAAACACGCUCUGGGAUGUAUUCAACGGCACAGUAUUAUGUUGCUUAUAUAUUGGCCAUGUUGCCCGGCAUGAUUAUUGAACCAUUACUUUUCGUUAUAAUCAGUUAUUGGAUAAGUGGUUUACGCCCAACAUUCUUUGCCUUCAGCAUAACGGCCAUAUCUAUCGUUUUGGUUAUGAAUGUGGCUACCGCUUGCGGUUGCUUCUUUUCCACAGCAUUCAAUUCAGUGCCAUUAGCUAUGGCAUAUUUGGUACCUGUUGAUUACAUUUUCAUGAUAACAUCGGGAAUUUUCAUUAAAAUUAGCACUUUGCCUAUGGCCUUUUACUGGACGCAAUUUCUUUCGUGGAUGCUGUAUGCAAAUGAGGCAAUGACGAUUGCACAGUGGUCUGGUGUCCAAAAUAUAACCUGCUUUGAGGAGAGUGAGGACUUGCCGUGCUUCCAUACCGGUCAGGACGUGCUGGAUAAAUACAGUUUUAACGAGUCGAAUUUAUACAGAAAUUUGCUUGCGAUUUUAGCUAUUUACUUUAUAUUUCACAUUUUGGGCUAUUACUGUCUGUGGCGUCGCGCUAAGAAGAUUUAAUGGACCAUUCUGACAUAAUGCGCUGGAAGGCAAAGUUGAAUGCUUGUUGAUGUCGGUGCGCUGGAGUUGUUUGGUUUUUUAAUAUAGCAUUGCUUGCUAAAUGAAUUUUACCUUUAUUCGUUUAGCAAACUUAUGGUUUUUUAUAUUUACUUAUUUUGUGAAAACUGCCACUUAUGUAUAUUAAUGAGAUUUAUUGUUAUUCAAGACGUAGGCACGAACCAACUGUUCUGCUAUUUUAUUUACAUUUAUGUAAUUGUA
Molecule: messenger RNA, 2563 nt
Organism: Anastrepha obliqua
Lineage: Eukaryota; Metazoa; Arthropoda; Insecta; Diptera; Tephritidae
Gene: st
Product: protein scarlet
Exons: 7
Coding region: 128-2305 (725 amino acids)
Biological process (GO): transmembrane transport
Cellular component (GO): plasma membrane
Molecular function (GO): ABC-type transporter activity; ATP binding; ATP hydrolysis activity
Source: RefSeq, a predicted model, not a curated record